GCGCCACAUUGUAUCCUAUCAGGCGAGGAGAGGGUGAUGUCACCUGCGAGUUGGUAACCUACGAGCGGCUGUGAAGGAAACUGUUUAACCGGAUCCCAUUGUACCCGGAGCUCAAGAGCCGCCUUUCCAGCAUGCAGGGGCUGCUCAGAGUUUAGUUAUAACAAGAAAUAGGACAGAAUUCAGCCAUGGCCCCAAGGAAGAGAGGUGGACGGGGGAUUUCGUUCAUCUUCUGCUGUUUCCGAAACAAUGACCAUCCAGAAAUCACAUACCGGCUUCGGAAUGAUAGUAACUUUGCGCUUCAGACCAUGGAGCCAGCGCUGCCAAUGCCCCCUGUGGAGGAGCUGGAUGUCAUGUUCAGUGAACUCGUGGAUGAACUUGACCUCACAGACAAACACAGGGAAGCUAUGUUUGCACUUCCAGCUGAGAAAAAGUGGCAGAUAUACUGUAGCAAGAAAAAGGACCAGGAAGAAAACAAGGGAGCUACAAGUUGGCCCGAGUUCUACAUUGAUCAGCUCAAUUCCAUGGCUGCUAGAAAAUCCCUGCUGGCUCUUGAGAAGGAAGAGGAGGAGGAGAGGAGCAAGACUAUAGAGAGUUUGAAGACGGCACUAAGGACAAAACCCAUGAGGUUUGUAACCAGAUUCAUCGACUUGGAUGGCCUGUCGUGUAUCCUCAAUUUUCUGAAGACCAUGGACUACGAGACCUCCGAGUCUCGGAUACAUACCUCUCUCAUUGGUUGUAUAAAGGCACUAAUGAACAACUCUCAAGGUCGGGCUCACGUUCUGGCUCAUUCUGAGAGUAUUAAUGUAAUCGCUCAGAGUCUGAGCACAGAGAACAUUAAAACAAAGGUGGCCGUGCUGGAAAUCUUGGGCGCCGUGUGCCUGGUUCCUGGGGGCCACAAAAAGGUUCUGCAGGCCAUGCUGCACUACCAGAAGUAUGCCAGCGAGAGAACCCGCUUCCAGACAUUAAUUAACGACUUGGAUAAAAGCACUGGGCGUUACCGGGAUGAAGUGAGCCUGAAGACUGCUAUCAUGUCCUUCAUCAACGCGGUGCUGAGCCAAGGUGCAGGAGUGGAGAGUUUAGACUUCAGACUUCAUCUUCGCUAUGAAUUUCUGAUGUUGGGAAUUCAGCCUGUUAUAGAUAAAUUAAGGGAACAUGAAAAUUCAACCUUAGACAGGCAUUUAGACUUUUUUGAAAUGCUCCGAAAUGAAGAUGAGCUAGAAUUUGCCAAAAGAUUUGAACUGGUUCACAUAGACACAAAAAGUGCAACUCAGAUGUUUGAGCUGACCAGAAAGAGGCUGACGCACAGUGAAGCCUACCCUCACUUCAUGUCCAUCCUGCACCAUUGCCUCCAGAUGCCUUAUAAGAGGAGUGGCAACACUGUUCAGUACUGGCUGCUGCUGGACAGAAUUAUACAGCAAAUCGUCAUCCAGAAUGACAAGGGCCAGGACCCCGACUCCACGCCCUUGGAGAACUUCAAUAUUAAGAAUGUCGUACGGAUGUUGGUCAAUGAAAACGAAGUUAAGCAGUGGAAAGAGCAAGCAGAGAAAAUGCGGAAAGAGCACAGUGAACUCCAACAGAAACUGGAGAAGAAAGAGAGAGAGUGUGAUGCCAAGACCCAGGAGAAGGAGGAGAUGAUGCAGACCCUCAAUAAGAUGAAGGAGAAGCUGGAAAAGGAGACGACGGAGCACAAGCAGGUCAAACAGCAGGUGGCGGACCUCACGGCACAGCUUCAUGAGCUCAGCAGGAGGGCUGUCUGUAUCCCAGGAGGACCCUCGCCCGGAGCCCCAGGAGGUCCCUUUCCUGCAUCUGGGCCUGGUUCUCUCCUUCCUCCCCCACCACCUCCACCCCUUCCUAGUGAAGCAUUUCCUCCUCCACCACCUCCCCUUCCUCCCGGGGGUCCUCCCCCUCCCCCAGGGCCUCCUCCAUUAGGGGGAAUCUUGCCACCUCCUGGUGCACCAGUGAGUCUGGCACUCAAGAAGAAAAACAUCCCUCAGCCCACCAACGCCCUGAAAUCCUUCAACUGGUCUAAGCUGCCAGAGAACAAGCUGGAAGGAACAGUAUGGACUGAAAUUGAUGAUACAAAAGUCUUCAAAGUUCUGGAUCUUGAAGACCUGGAAAGAACUUUCUCUGCCUACCAGAGACAGCAGGAUUUCUUUGUGAACAGUAACUCCAAGCAGAAAGAAGCAGAUGCCAUUGAUGACACGCUGAGUUCCAAGCUUAGAGUCAGAGAGCUGUCGGUGAUUGAUGGUCGGAGAGCUCAGAAUUGCAACAUCCUUCUGUCGAGGUUGAAAUUAUCCAAUGAUGAAAUCAAACGAGCCAUUCUAACAAUGGAUGAACAGGAAGAUCUGCCCAAGGACAUGUUGGAACAACUUUUGAAGUUUGUUCCCGAGAAAAGUGACAUUGACCUGCUAGAAGAACAUAAACAUGAGCUGGAUCGGAUGGCCAAGGCUGACCGUUUCCUGUUUGAGAUGAGCAGAAUUAAUCAUUAUCAGCAAAGAUUGCAAUCGCUGUACUUCAAAAAGAAGUUUGCAGAGCGCGUGGCAGAAGUGAAACCCAAAGUGGAAGCAAUUCGUUCUGGCUCAGAGGAGGUGUUCAGGAGCAGCGCCCUGAAACAGCUGCUAGAGGUGGUUCUAGCUUUUGGAAAUUAUAUGAAUAAAGGCCAAAGAGGCAAUGCAUAUGGAUUCAAGAUCUCCAGCCUCAACAAGAUUGCUGACACCAAAUCCAGUAUUGACAAGAACAUUACCCUUUUGCACUAUCUAAUAACUAUUGUGGAAAAUAAAUACCCAAAAGUUCUCAAUCUAAAUGAAGAGCUGCGGGAUAUUCCUCAAGCAGCCAAAGUCAACAUGACUGAGCUGGACAAAGAAAUAAGCACCUUGAGAAGCGGCCUGAAGGCAGUGGAGACCGAGCUGGAGUAUCAGCAGUCUCAGCCCCCACAGCCGGGAGACAAGUUCGUGUCUGCGGUCAGCCAGUUCAUCACCCUGGCCAGCUUCAGCUUCUCUGACGUGGAGGAUCUCCUAGCCGAAGCUAAGGACCUGUUUACCAAAGCAGUGAAGCACUUUGGAGAAGAGGCUGGCAAAAUGCAACCAGAUGAGUUCUUUGGGAUUUUUGAUCAGUUUCUUCAAGCUGUGUCUGAAGCCAAACAGGAGAAUGAAAACAUGAGAAAGAGAAAGGAGGAGGAGGAGCGGCGGGCUCGCAUGGAAGCACAGCUCAAAGAACAACGGGAAAGGGAGCGUAAAAUGAGAAAAGCAAAAGAGAAUAGUGAAGAGAGUGGAGAGUUUGAUGACCUCGUUUCAGCCUUACGCUCGGGUGAAGUAUUUGACAAAGACCUUUCUAAACUGAAACGGAACCGCAAACGCAUUUCCAACCAGGUGACGGACAGCAGCCGAGAGAGACCAAUCACAAAACUUAAUUUUUAAUUUUCCUUACAUACUUUUCUAGAAAGCUCAGUAGCGGCCCUUUGAAGUGAGUAGAACUUUUCAUUACAAUGCCUUGCAAUCCAAACAGGCAAUUUCUUCCCUCGUCUGUGAGUGGAUGUGUGAAUGUGUGUAAGUCAAUGUAUGUGUAUAUAUCUGUUAAAAAAUGUAUAUAGCAGUCUGAGUGUUGUCUGGAGACCUAUAUGUAUGGUUAAAAAAAUGAUAUUUUAAUGUAUGUGCCCAGAACUUCUUCGUGUAUGCAUUCAUAUUGAGUGUGGCUCAUUUUCUUUCCCUGAACACUGUGAUUGUUCAGAAGCACAAUACUCUCCUGAAAGAGAUGACAGACAUUCCCUAGCAUUUAAGAAAAAAAAAAAAGAGACAGAGAGAGAGAGAAAGAAAAAAAAAAAGAAUAAGACUUGUGAACUAUUUUAUGGUUUCCCAACUUGGUUUAGUUUGAAAGUAUUUUUGUUGGUAGAAACGGAGUUGGAAGAAUACAGAUUUAAAAUGGACUCUGGUGGUUGACGGUGUGAUCCUGGUGUACUGCAUCAGCGUUGAAGAGGACUAGCUUAACAUUUCCACGUUGGGGUAGGGAUACAGUCUGUGAGUGUCCAUGGCGAGCAUCGUAUGCACAUUUGUCUUUGUAGAAUGUCAAUCAGAAUUCUUUCAUAUAUUAAAACCUGAACAUCAAUUUCUUUUCCCCUAAUUUCAUCAAAUUUUCUGCCAAGUUCUCUGGAUGAUUUCUUCACAUUGAUUUGAGAGAAAAGAAAAAACUAUCCGAAUGCCACCCACACCUAUGUUAAAGGACAGGAUUGCCAGAACCUGUUCGUUGUUUUAGCAAUAUAGAUAUAUAACCCAGAAAAAUAAAACGUCCUAUCCAGGACUUCACAAAAGAAUUCCCUGAAGGGAUAAAGACUAUUUUUAAAAUGCAUUUUUUUCAAUGGGGUGCUUUUUUUUGUUUUCAGUGUCUUCUAUUUUCUGUGUAGUAGGGCAAGCUGCAUCUUGUGUAAAUACGGAUCUGGACCACACUUAGAGUACACACAGAAUGUCAGCUGCAUCCACGGAGAUGCCCAGAUCUAGUUAUCUCAAAGAAUCUUUGACGUGGUUGCUGUUCUGUGGUGUCAUUUUAAAUUGUGUGUCAAUAAAGCUACCUGUAAAUUUUCAGUCCAAAAAAAAAAUAUAUAGCUCUCAGGGAGAAAUGAAUAAAAAAUAAUGAGCAUUAGAAAAUAAAAUAUAGAUGCUUACCAUUGACCUGCCAACUCAUGCUAUCCUUAAAUUAUAUGAUAUAUGAAGAGGACUGUUACUUUUUUCUUCGGCUUUAUUUAUUUAUAGUAUGAUGUAUGGGAGGGGCUAGCAUUUUCUCUUUUCUUUCCAUCUAUCCUGUUGUGGUUGGGUUUCCUGUGGAGAGAGUAGUUUUUCCUAUUGCACUAGAACAUUAUUUACUCACUAAAUUGAGUUUUUUAGUCAACUAACAAAUAUUUAUUAAGCACUUACUAUGUACCAGGCAUAGUAGAGCUUGUAGUGGUCAGAAAGACAGAGUCCCUGCCCCUUCCAAGGAGCUUACAUUCUACAGGGGGUUUUCAGGGGUAAAAAGAAUACCAACAUGCACUGUACAGGAAUCAUUCUAUUUAAAGAUAACUUGUAUAGACUGUAACGCUUAGUGCAGAUGGCAAGUAUCUGCACUGUGUGAAAGCUGUGAAAAGCGCUCUAAGUGUCGACAGGAGCUGUGGUUUUACAUGACACGUUUCCCUCACUGCUGCAAACUUGGUGACUUUCUACCCAUUAUAUGGAAGUAAAUGACUCUGUGAGUAAAGCAGUCAUACACACAAAGUAGAGGUGACACUCUCCCAGCCUCUAGGUUACCACGGUCUGCAAACACACCGAGCUCAAGGUGCUGAUGGAGCCUGGAGAGAGGAAGUGGGUGCGAUGGAUGGAUUGGCUUCUCUGCUCCUGAACUAAAGUGCCUCUCUGUAUAUUCUUUUCUAUUUGUAGCAGGAGAAAUUUGGUCCAGCGGAAUUUGAAAACUGUAUUUUGAAAAUGGCUUAGUCUUACGGUUUAAGGAAUGGACAGGUGGGAAGAGAGUCAGAGAAAGGAGCAAGUUUGUGCAGCAUGUCCCUCUUGCCCUUUUUUAAUCAUCUUCAUUUGAUGUGGCCAUCCUGGUAGGCCUCCUUUUCCAUUACCAGUUUUUGGUUUAUUUCCCUGAAAACUGUGUGUAGAUAAUUCCAUGUGCCAUUGUUUAAAAACAAAAACACAAAAACAAAAACAAAAACCUACUUUUUAGACUGGUGCUGGUGUAAGUAGCCAUUUUUCUCUUAUGGGUGUGUAUUUUAAAGGUUUUUGUUUGUUUAUUUGUUUUUUAAAUUAAUGCCAAAAAGAAAAUGCAUUAUAAUUUGUAAACUUAAUUGUCUUGUAUUUUAUUAGCUCAGUAGUUGAAACCACUUAGGCUUUAGUGCAAAACUAUUGUUAGAGUACCAAGAAAAAGAUGUUAUGUGUGUGAUGAGACUGUACAUUUUUUUUUUAAAUAGCAAUAUGCAAUAAAGAUGACUUCAUUGGGUGUAA
Jaculus jaculus (lesser Egyptian jerboa) is the source of this 5969-nucleotide messenger RNA. RefSeq names its product dishevelled associated activator of morphogenesis 1 (gene Daam1). Bases 186 to 3416 code for a protein of 1076 amino acids. The transcript has 26 exons. Gene Ontology annotation, molecular function: small GTPase binding; actin binding. NCBI's taxonomy places the organism in Eukaryota, Metazoa, Chordata, Mammalia, Rodentia, Dipodidae. Gene Ontology annotation, cellular component: stress fiber. The record is from RefSeq and is a predicted model, not a curated record. Gene Ontology annotation, biological process: actin cytoskeleton organization.